AUGGAUUCCUUUAAAGGUGGCAUGAACUUGGACCGGCUGCCCGAGGGCCUGAGACCGCCGCCCCCGCCGCCUCCGCCGCCCCCGCCGCCGCCGCCGCCGCCGCCGCCGCCUCCGCCGCCCCCGCCGUCCCACGACAUGGCCUCGGGCUUCCAUCUGCCCCGCUCCGCCGCCGACCCCCGGGAGCCGCUCGAGAACUCCGCCAGCGAGUCGUCCGACACGGAGACUCCAGAGAAGGAGCGGAGCGGGGAGGCGAAGAGCGAGGACGGCGGCGCCGAGGACCCGGCCAAGAAGAAGAAGCAGAGGAGACAAAGGACGCACUUCACCAGCCAGCAGCUGCAGGAGCUGGAGGCCACCUUCCAGCGCAACCGCUACCCGGACAUGAGCAUGCGGGAGGAGAUCGCCGUAUGGACCAACCUCACCGAGCCCAGAGUCCGGGUCUGGUUCAAGAACCGGCGGGCCAAGUGGAGGAAGCGGGAACGGAACCAGCAGAUGGACCUAUGCAAGAACGGCUACGUGCCCCAGUUCAGCGGACUCAUGCCGCCCUACGAAGACGUGUACGCCGGGUACCCGUACAACAACUGGGCGGCCAAGAGCCUCACGCCGGCGCCGCUGUCCACCAAGAGCUUCACCUUCUUCAACUCCAUGACCCCGCUGUCCUCGCAGUCCAUGUUCCCGGCGCCCAGCUCCAUCUCGUCCAUGAGCAUGCCCACGGGCAUGGGCCACUCGGCUGUGCCCGGCAUGGCCAACUCGGGGCUCAACAACAUCAACAACCUCAACAACCUCAGCGGCUCCUCGCUCAACUCGGCCAUGUCCAGCCCGGCCUGCCCCUACGGCCCGCCGGGCUCGCCCUACAGCGUCUACCGGGACACGUGUAACUCGAGCUUGGCGAGUUUGCGGCUCAAAUCCAAGCAGCACUCGUCGUUCGGAUACAGCAGCUUGCAGAGCCCCGGUUCCGGCCUCAACGCCUGUCAGUACAACAGCUGA
Messenger RNA from Tachyglossus aculeatus (Australian echidna), 984 nucleotides. RefSeq names its product paired like homeodomain 1 (gene PITX1). The transcript is spliced from 3 exons. Gene Ontology annotation, biological process: anatomical structure morphogenesis; regulation of transcription by RNA polymerase II. Lineage: Eukaryota; Metazoa; Chordata; Mammalia; Monotremata; Tachyglossidae. Gene Ontology annotation, cellular component: nucleus. The coding region runs from base 1 to 984 and encodes 327 amino acids. The record is from RefSeq and is a predicted model, not a curated record. Gene Ontology annotation, molecular function: RNA polymerase II cis-regulatory region sequence-specific DNA binding; DNA-binding transcription factor activity, RNA polymerase II-specific.